AUGAAAUCCUAAAAUGAAUGUUAACAAAAGACCUUUGAUUAAGACAAUGAAAAAUUAGAGCCAUAAGAUUUGGAAGUUGAAUAAUCAGAUACCAAGAGAACUUAAUAAAAUAAAAUUAAACUUAAAAUGAAUAUUAAUUAAGAUAACUAAAUCUUAUAUUAUUAGGAUGGAGAAGCCAUAAGAAUGUAAUAAAUAAAUUAUAAUUAAAAGAGAAGAAUUUAGACCCAAUCAAAUUUAAUAAGAUGUGUUAAAAUAUUUGGAGUAGGUAAAAUUUCUUUUUUGGCAUGGAAAAUAUGGCCAGAAUGGAAAGAAAACUGGUUAUUGGUAUGCUAGUUGGAAUGGUUCUGUAUUAAAUUCAAUUGGUGGAUACUAUGAGGAAGGAUAAAAACAUGGAAGAUGGAAUCAAUUAUUUAAAAAUUAUCACAAGUAAAUAUUUUUUAAUCAAUGAAGUUCCAACAAAAUUUAUGAAAUUGGAGAAUAUUGCUAUAAUCGAAAAAUAGGAUAUUGGAAAUAUAUGUUGAAUGAUAAUUUGAUGUAAAUUAUUAUUUCAUAAUAAGUGGUGGUGGAUAAUAUGAUGAUAGAGGUCAUGAGUUUAAGGUUGGGAAGUGGAUUGAAUUGGAUGAUGGAUAUAAUCAAUAGAAAUAAGUGACGUAUGAUGGUGAAUAUAGUAAUGGUAAGAAAGUUGGUAUUUGGAAUAUUUGGUUCGAUUAUAAUAGGAUUAAAAAUAAUAUGUAAUUUUAGAUAUAUAAAAUAAAAUUUCUAGCGGUGUUGGGGCUUAUGAUCGUGGAGUUAGAAAUGGCUAUUGUAUUGAACUUAGUGAUGGAUUUAACUCUUAGUCUUAAUUAAUCUAUUAAGGUGUAUAUUAAAAUGGGAAAAGAGCUGGUAGAUGGGAUAUUAAGUUUAUGGAUUAAUAAAUGUAAGUAUUUUUAUAUAUUUUAAACUAAAAAACAUUCGAAAUUAGUGGAGGUGGAUUAUAUGAUUAAGAAGGGAAUGGAAAAAAAAUUGGUUUAUGGAUUGAUUUUAGCGAUGGAUUUAGAUCGGAUUCUCAAAUAACUUACAUUGGAGAAUAUAAAUAAGGGAAAAAAGUUGGUUAAUGGGAGAUUAAGUAAAAUGGGGCAAAUGAUUAUGAUGAAGAGGGUUACGAUUAUAUUAAUGACACAAAUAUAACUAUGUAAAUAUUAAAUAUAAGGACCAAAAAAUAGCGGCGGUGGAUUAUAUGAAUAAGAAAACGAAGUUAAGAAUGGAAAAUGGAUUGAUUUUAGCAAUGGAUUUGAUUAUGGUUCUUAAGUAAUUUAUAAUGGGUAUUAUUUAAAUGGGAAAAAAGUUGGUAGAUGGGUUAUACAUUAUAAGGAUAUUUCAAUGUACGGAAAUUAUGAAAAAAUGUAAUUAUAAAUAAUUAUCAAAUAUCAUUCAUUUAGUGGUGGUGGAUUAUAUGAUUAAGAAGGGCAAGGAGUUAAAAUUGGCAACUGGAUUGAUUUUAGUGAUGAGUAUAAAUGGAAUUCGCAAGUAAUUUAUGUUGGAGAAUAUAAACAUGGAAAAAAAGUUGGUAGAUGGGAAAUUUAGUUUAGAAAAUCGGAUGAAAGGGAAUUUAAAAAGAUGUAAUCAUUAAUAUAAAAUAAUAAUAAAUCUUUAGUGGUGUUGGAUAAUAUGAUGAAUUUGGUCAAGAAGUAAAGAUUGGUUAAUGGAUUGAUAUCGAUGGGAACUAUAGUGAUGAUUCAUAAGUAACUUAUCAUGGUGAAUAUAAAAAUGGAAAAAAGGUUGGCAGAUGGGAUUUUUGGUUUAAUAAUAAUGAUCUUGAAAAGGGAAGAAAACAUAUGUAAAUUUAUUUAUUUAUUUAUUAAAUAAUCUGAUUUAGUGGUGGCGUUUCUUAUGAUGAAUCAGGUUAAGGAGUUAAAACUGGGCAAUGGAUUGAUAUUAGCUAGGAUUUUGCAAAUUAUUUCUAAUUAACAUAAAAUGGUGAAUAUAAACAAGGUAAAAAAGUUGGUAAAUGGGAUAUUUGGUACAAGGAGGAAACUGAUAACUGGGGGGUUUUUGACAUGGAUCUAGAUUUUCAGGAUAUUGGUUUCAAGAAUAAUAGAAUUAAAAAAGAAAACAAAAUAAUGUAAUUAAUCAUUAAUUUAAUUAUAUAGUGGUGGUGGAUAAUACGAUAAGUAAAAUCAAGGAUUUAAAGCUGGGUUAUGGAUUGAUCUUGGGGAUUAAUUCAAAAAUAUGAAUAGGUAUUAUAUAAAGGAGAAUAUAUUAAUGGAAAAAAGGUUGGUGUCUGGAAAGUAUUGA
This is a messenger RNA of Paramecium pentaurelia, 2274 nucleotides long. The record is from the annotation of a GenBank genome assembly. NCBI's taxonomy places the organism in Eukaryota, Ciliophora, Oligohymenophorea, Peniculida, Parameciidae.